This is a messenger RNA of Pristis pectinata (smalltooth sawfish), 2017 nucleotides long. RefSeq names its product CoA synthase (gene coasy). Lineage: Eukaryota; Metazoa; Chordata; Chondrichthyes; Rhinopristiformes; Pristidae. Bases 142 to 1779 code for a protein of 545 amino acids. The transcript is spliced from 10 exons. Gene Ontology annotation, biological process: coenzyme A biosynthetic process. The record is from RefSeq and is a predicted model, not a curated record. Gene Ontology annotation, molecular function: dephospho-CoA kinase activity; ATP binding.
CCUCCGACGCCCAUUGACCGGCGCCUCAACACAGGAAGUGACGAGACUGCCACGGCAAAACAGGAAGAUCUUGCUGCAGUGGAGUAAUCCCACAAUCCAACCAAUCAGAGCAAGUGAAGGUAGCAUACAGAUGUGAAGGCCAUGUUUCAGACAGGAAUUCUUGUUUUAACAUCUCCACUUUCCCUUAUUUCAUUACGCAUUGCUCCAGUCUUGGCAGCAGCUGCUAAAAUUGUGGAGAAUAUAUUAUAUGUUCAUUUACACCCAGGUUUGGGACUUGCAGGCAAUUAUUUUCAACCCACGCCAACUUACAUUCCAGCAAAUCGGGAAGUGUCUCAAAUACUGACUAAUCUUUAUGCAAAGAGUUUAAAUGUUUGCAGUUGCCUAGAUGUCAGGGUUGUUCUUUCAAAUAUUAAAAAUCACUGCUCAAUUCAGCAGCCAUUCUCAUCAGUCCAAAUGUUGUCUGAACCACCGGAGGUGGUCCUAACGGACUAUCGUAUCACAGAUUUAAAUCAAUCCAAUAUAGUAAUGCAGUGUUUGGAAAAAUAUGUUCUUGGCUGCUAUACCUGCAAAUCCAACUUAAGGGCCAUGUUUUUACCAUCUGGGAUUGAUGGUGCAGAGAAUUUCUGUCCUGAUGUGAUGGAUUCCAAUCUGUGUGAAAGUAUUCCCAAUUACAGUGAUGUUGUGCUAGGUGGCACCUUUGACAGACUCCAUUGUGCUCACAAGAUUCUUCUCAGUAUGUCAUGCCUUCUAACAGGAAAACGUUUAUUAAUUGGAGUUGCUGAUGGAGAAUUACUUCAUAGUAAAGUACUAAAGGAGUUAAUUGAACCUUACCAAGAUCGUGUGGAGAAGGUUAGGAAGUUCCUUUUGGAUGUGAACCCGGCUGUACAAUAUGAACUUGUUUCUCUGAGAGACCCCUAUGGACCAGCUAUUACUGAUCCAAAUCUAAAGUGCAUUGUUGUUAGCGAUGAGACCCGAAAGGGAGGAGAAGCAGUGAACCGGAAGCGACUAGAAAAUGCCCUACAGGAGUUGGCAAUCCAUAAGAUCGGUCUUGUUGAAAAUGUCAAUCGCACAACCGAUGAGGAAGAAAAGAUCAGUUCAUCCACACUCAGAAAGCGACUGUUAGGAUCCUUGCUUGUACCUCCCAAAAAUAAUCCUCGAAUUCCGUCAACUCCCUAUGUGAUUGGACUGACUGGAUGCACGGGCAGUGGAAAAACAUCAGUUGUACAGUACCUCCAGAAAAUGGGAGCAACUACAAUUAAUGCUGACGCAGUAGGUCAUGAGUCGUACAGACCAGGCAGAGCUGCUCAUCAGAAGAUUGUUCAGGAAUUUGGACAAGAAAUUCUACUGAAAGAUGGAACAAUCAACCGAAUUGCUUUGGGAAAGAUAGUCUUUGGAGAUCAAGAGAAACUAAAAUGUCUAACAAGCAUUGUGUGGCCAGAGACUGCAAUCCUUGUAAAGCAGAUGAUCAGUGAGGCUGGUGCAGAAGGUAAACCUGUGUGUGUGGUAGAUGCUGCAGUCUUGCUGGAAGCUGGCUGGAAUGAUAUGGUUCAUGAGGUUUGGGUGGUUAUUGUUCCAGAAGAUGAGGCACUCAAGAGGAUUAUGAAAAGAGACAACAUUAGUGAAGAAGAUGCAAAAAAACGACUUGCAAAUCAAUGGACUAAUGCCCAACGGGUACAACAUGCCAAUGUUGUCCUUUGUACACAAUGGGAGCCCGAGUUCACAGAAAAGCAGAUCCAGAAGGCUUGGCACCUCCUUCAGAAUCGUAGACCUACUUGUUGACAUCAUCCAAGUCCAGGAUCUCUAUUGCUCCUUUGUUAAUUUAAUUGUUUGAAAGAAGGUUUUUCAAUCAUUCACAGAAGAUCAUUUAUUGGACUGAAUAUACUGAUAUUAAGUACAUUGUAUAAACCACACUGCUCCACAGGUAUAAUAACAAUGUUACUAAUUAACAUGUUGCAAAUAAUUCCAAAAAUCUCAGUUUGCAUUUUCAACCAUUUUCAAUUUAAUUUUGAAAAUCUAA